AAAUAUUGCCUCUUCUCUCCAGCGCACUCGCUUUCCAGAUAGUGCCGUUUAUGAUGUAAAUGUUUUUCACGUGAAAAACAGGCGAAUUUGGUCAAUUAUUGUGAUAACAAAGCCACGAAGUUGUAAGAAUUAGCAGAGAUGUCUGAGAAGAACUUCUCCCGAUCGGACAAUUCCACGCCACAGCCAAUCGUAAAGAUAGGCCACUAUUUGCUGGGAAAUACCCUCGGAAUUGGAACGUUUGGCAAGGUGAAGAUUGGCGAGCAUCAGCUCACGAAGCACAAAGUGGCCGUGAAGAUCCUCAACAGGCAGAAGAUUAAGAGUCUGGAUGUCGUGGGGAAGAUCAGGCGAGAAAUUCAGAACCUGAAGCUCUUCAGGCAUCCGCACAUCAUCAAGCUUUAUCAAGUAAUCUCAACGCCCACGGACAUCUUCAUGAUAAUGGAGUACGUGAGUGGAGGAGAGCUGUUUGACUACAUAGUGAAGCAUGGGAAGCUGCAGGAGCACGAAGCCAGACGAUUCUUUCAGCAGAUCAUUUCCGGUGUGGAUUACUGUCAUCGUCACAUGAUCGUGCAUCGUGAUCUGAAACCGGAAAAUCUUCUCCUUGAUCACAACAUGCACGUCAAGAUCGCAGACUUUGGACUGUCCAACAUGAUGUUGGAUGGAGAGUUUCUUAGGACGUCCUGCGGAUCGCCCAAUUAUGCGGCGCCUGAAGUAAUCUCUGGUAAGCUCUACGCUGGCCCAGAGGUGGACAUCUGGUCGUGCGGAGUCAUUCUCUAUGCUCUUCUCUGUGGAACACUUCCCUUCGACGACGAGCACGUGCCCACGCUCUUCCGCAAGAUUAAGUCGGGAAUCUUCCCCAUUCCUGAGUACCUCAACAAGCAAGUCGUGAGCCUCCUGUGCCAGAUGUUACAGGUGGAUCCUCUGCGGCGAGCCACGAUUGAAGAGAUCAAGAAGCACGACUGGUUCCAGAAGGAGUUGCCAUCUUAUCUCUUCCCGUCGCCCGUUGAACAGGAUAGCAAUGUGAUCGACACGUAUGCCGUGAGUGAGGUUUGCGAGAAGUUCGGCGUGAAGGAGAGCGAAGUGCACAACGCUCUACUCAGUGGGGAUCCUCACGAUCAGCUGGCCAUCGCUUAUCACUUGAUAAUCGACAACAAACGCAUCGCCGACGAGGCUGCAAAGGCGGAAAUCAAGGAUUUCUACGUGGCGGGCAGUCCGCCUCCGGUCAGUGUCACGCCCAGCGAGAAGCAGGAGAGCCACUCCACUCCCGUGCCUGGACGACCACAUCCAGAGAGGAUCGCGCCGCUGCGAGAGCGUGUCCUGGCCAACACGACGACGUAUCAGGGCACAGACAAGUCGCGCGGUACUCCAGUGAAGCGCGCCAAGUGGCACCUCGGUAUCCGGUCGCAAAGCAAGCCCAAUGACAUCAUGCUGGAAGUGUACAGAGCCAUGAAGGCCCUCGACUUCGAGUGGAAGGUCAUCAAUCCGUACCACGUGCGCGUGCGCAGGCAGAACAAGUCCAGCGGCAAGCACGUAAAGAUGUCCCUGCAGCUCUACCAAGUGGACGCCAAGUCCUUCCUGCUGGACUUCAAGUCGCUCACCAGCGACGAGGUGGAGCAGGGCGACGACGUCAUCAUGGACAUGGAGAGCAUGACGCCGCCCACCAACUUGUCCGGCUCCUUCAACCCGAUCUUCCCACAACAGUGCACCGGGCAUCACACGAUGGAGUUCUUCGAGAUGUGCGCGGCCCUCAUUAUCCAGCUGGCGCGCUAAACCUAGUGCUUUCCCUGUAUUUAUAAUAUCUAGUUCGCUUCUGUGGUUAACAUGAUACAUAAUUCGUUUAUGUACAUUACAUGCGAAUCUUCUAAAGAUUUCAUUUGCGAGGAAUAAAUAUUAGUGAUUGAGAUUGAAUGUAAUAAAGCCUCUAUGAAAAAA
This is a messenger RNA of Phlebotomus argentipes, 1929 nucleotides long. RefSeq names its product 5'-AMP-activated protein kinase catalytic subunit alpha-2 (gene AMPKalpha). Gene Ontology annotation, molecular function: ATP binding; protein serine/threonine kinase activity. NCBI's taxonomy places the organism in Eukaryota, Metazoa, Arthropoda, Insecta, Diptera, Psychodidae. The transcript has 4 exons. Gene Ontology annotation, biological process: protein phosphorylation; intracellular signal transduction. Gene Ontology annotation, cellular component: cytoplasm. Bases 139 to 1767 code for a protein of 542 amino acids. The record is from RefSeq and is a predicted model, not a curated record.